Messenger RNA from Camelina sativa (false flax), 1095 nucleotides. NCBI's taxonomy places the organism in Eukaryota, Viridiplantae, Streptophyta, Magnoliopsida, Brassicales, Brassicaceae. The record is from RefSeq and is a predicted model, not a curated record.
AUGGAGAACACAAGUGGUUUCGAAGCACUUCCUGUAGAGAUCCAAACUGAGAUUCUGUCACAAUUGCCUCUCAAAUUUUUAAUGAUAUUCAGCGUCUCAAAGAAGUGGUCAUCUUUAAUCCGUACGAAAGAAUUCAGACAGCUUUACUUGAGCCAGUCGAUGAAAAGGCCUCGAGUGAUGUUCAUGGUCCAUCGACUUAAGUUCAGCCCAACCGUAGCUGAUGUUCUGUUUCACUCUGUUUCUCAAGAGGAGGAGUCAUUGUUGAUGUCUUCUGGUAGUGAUCAGCAAGAGAUGUGUAUCUCUCCUGAACCAGGAUAUGAUAGGAUUGCUCAACCCGUCCGAGGGUUGAUCUGUCUUCGCAAGAAAAGUAAGGUUGUCAUUUACAAUCCCGGUACGGGAAAGACUCUGACUUAUUUACCAAAGAUCGAAGCACGUAAACAAGCGGCCAUAACAACUUUUUUCGGAUACGAUGAAGUUACAAAUGUGUUCAAGGUUUUAGCGUUUGAUAAAUCACAAGGAGCUAAGGUACAUCAGAUUUUGACGAUAGGAUCGAGUAAACAAUCUUGGAGAAGGAUCAUAUGUGAUCAUGAUCAUUCUCCAGUUACGGAAGGGCUAUAUAAAGACGGAGUUUUGUACUACGGAGCUCGGUCCCAUACCGACAAAUCUCUGCUAAUGAGCUUCAACUUGAGUUCUGAAGUGUUUACUGUCAUUGAAUUACCUGAGGGAGUCGACACACUAGUGGAGAAAUUGGUGAUUUUCAAAGGAGAAAUUGCUUUGGUGAAGGAUCCCCCUGCCAAUGGAUCGAUUCAAAUGAUGGUUAGAAAUGAAGUUUCAGGAGAAUGGGGUAUGGUCUCGUUUAUGAUUCCUCAGUGGAAACAAACUGUUGAAGACAUGGUGUUUUAUUUUAUAGGUACCGUUGGAACACGAAAACUUGUUUUCGUGCCAGCCUACGCGCGUAAGGGAUCACUCUUUGUGUUGUAUUUCGAUACAGCCACGAGAGAUGUUAUGAAGUAUGAGAUUAAAGGAGUUGUUGGAAAUCAAUUUCAUUCUAUUCGAACCUUCUUGGAUCAUAUAGAUAGUCCUCUGCUUUUGUGA